Messenger RNA from Diceros bicornis minor, 1742 nucleotides. RefSeq names its product carbonic anhydrase 14 (gene CA14). Gene Ontology annotation, cellular component: plasma membrane. Lineage: Eukaryota; Metazoa; Chordata; Mammalia; Perissodactyla; Rhinocerotidae. Gene Ontology annotation, molecular function: zinc ion binding; carbonate dehydratase activity. The coding region runs from base 58 to 1065 and encodes 335 amino acids. The transcript has 11 exons. The record is from RefSeq and is a predicted model, not a curated record.
UGCCCUAGUCCUCUAGUCCCCAAAUUCCCAGUACCUUGUGCUCCUUCGGAGGAUACCAUGUUGUUCUUCACCCUCCUGCUAGAGGUGCUUUGGAUCCCGGCUGCAGAUGGGGGUCAACACUGGACCUAUGAGGGCCCACAUGGUCAAGACAAAUGGCCAGCCUCUUACCCUGAGUGUGGAAGCAAUGCCCAGUCCCCCAUAAAUAUUCAGACGGACAGUGUGACUUUUGACCCUGAGUUGCCUGCUCUGCAGCCCCACGGAUAUGACCAGCCUGGCACCGAGCCUUUGGACCUGCACAAUAAUGGCCACACAGUGCAACUCUCUCUGCCCCCUACCCUGUAUCUGGAGGGACUUCCUCAAAAAUAUGUAGCUGCCCAGCUCCAUCUGCACUGGGGUCAGAAAGGAGCCCCAGGGGGGUCAGAGCACCAGAUCAACAGCGAAGCCACAGCUGCAGAGCUCCACAUCGUACAUUAUGAUUCUGAUUCCUAUGAUAGCUUGAGUGAAGCUGCUCAGAGGCCUCAGGGCCUGGCUGUCUUGGGCAUCCUCAUUGAGGUGGGUGAGGCUAAGAAUCCAGCUUAUGAACACAUUCUGAGUCACUUGCAUGAAAUCAGGCAUAAAGAUGAGAAGACCUCCAUGCCUCCCUUCAACGUGGGAGAGCUGCUUCCCCCACAGCUGGGGCAGUUCUUCCGUUACAAUGGCUCACUCACCACACCCCCCUGCUACCAGAGUGUGCUCUGGACAGUCUUCAAUCGAAGGGCCCAGAUUUCGAGGGAACAGCUGGAAAAGCUUCAGGAGACACUGUUCUCCACAGAAGGGGAGCCCCUUGAGCUCCUGGUACAAAACUACCGAGCACCCCAGCCUCUCAAUCAGCGAACGGUCUUUGCCUCUUUCAUCCAAGGAUCCUUGUAUACCACAGGCGAAAUGCUGAGUCUAGGAGUAGGAAUCUUGGUUGGCUGUCUCUGCCUUCUGCUGGCUGUUUAUUUCAUUGCUAGAAAGAUUCGGAAGAAGAGACUGGGAAGCCGGAAAAGUGUGGUCUUCACCUCAGCACGAGCCACCGAGACAUAGACUCCCUCUUGGACAUCAUGGAUGCCUUCCUCUCAUGCCUAUCAGGGAGCUUCUAAAAUGGGGUGCACAGAUUGGCCAGAAAAUACUAUAGGAGUAGUAGGGAGAUACCCCCCCUUCCUCUGGACAGCGCCUACAGAGAGGCAUGGACAGGCUCUCACUCAAGGAAGAACAGCAUAGUCUUCAGCCUCUCAAAACAUAUAGGAGGACAUCAGACAACCCCUAAAUUGACAAAGCAGAGAGCAAGUUAAAUUGUAGGGGAAGCUGGGGAUGUGCCCCAAAGUCCCCCACUCCCUUACCUUUAUGUCCCUUUCCUUAGAUAUAGUGCAGGAUCUCCUUUUAGGAAAAAGGGCUGCUGUUGUUGGGGUUAUAUUUUUUUGCUCAAUAUAUUUGGAAAUUAAAGUUUCUGACCCCACCUCUGGCCUUCUCUUUGGGGCUCUUGAGUAGGAGAGUUCCUUAACCCUUAGGUGGCAGAAGUGGGCAAAGGAUAGGGAAAAAGAAGUACGGGCGAAUAACCACUGGUACCCCAAUUCUAGAAGGGGAGAUCCACUUCUGGACAACACUUAACCGAAAGUUUCUGACAUGUUAGACCACCAGCCCAGAUUUCUGCCCUUGCUCCAAAGCUAUGCUUGGAGGGGAUCAGAGGUUACCAGGUUAGGAAGGAGGUUGGACAAGAGAUG